UUCAUUCGGUAUUAUGGCGCCGGACUGAUCGGCUCAGUUCGCCAAAUAAAUUCGAGCUUUAGCUCCACCAGUAGCAUAUCCUCCAAGAAAUGGCGGUUCGCCGAUACCGGGAGCUGCGUAACACCAUCGCCUCUACUAAAGAUGUCGCCGGCCGGAAAACUUUUAUGUAGCUACGGUGCACCCGUCAAAUUGUGCAAAUGUCUCUGGACAAGCAUGUCGGCAAAUCAGAUCGAAAGGCAAGGCGCAGCAGCAAUGCAUCAAGGACAGAAAUAAUUGCCCUUAGACCGUUGUCCGUCGGACCGUCGCAUGCGAUGAGGAAGGUGUCCAGGAAGCAGUACAGUAAGCAACAACGUGUGUCCGCGAAUUUGCUCCACAUUAAACAGAUCGAUCGUUCGAGCUUGGCAUCGGGAAGCCUGACCCGCGCCAAGUACGUACUGUCUUCAGAAUCUCUGCUGCGUUCUUCAGAAAGCUCCGGGACAAACUCUGCGUUGAGCAACGAGUGCGUUGCUUCUGGCUCGCGUGCCAAGGAAGGGGCUCGGAAAAAAAUAAACCAGGUUGUGUCCGAGAGCUCGCUGACCCUCAGUCUUCCGAAGGACAUCACCACCUCCUGGUUGGAGAGGGACACCGUGCAAGCUUCUGAGUCUGACGCGAAAGGUCGCCAAAGGCCUCCUCUAUGGGAUCCUGGCAGCAAGACGACAGCAAAGAGCAUAUUUAGCACCAGGUCCCUGACCGGAGAAAACAGGCGAAACAGCGCACCGUUUGCGUCGGGUCUCACCGCUUUGGACAUCCUAUCCAGACCGUCAGAGCGUCCCGCAGAAGCCACGUUAGAAACAUCAGACUGCGAGGACGUCCACCUGUUCCAGUCGUUGGAUGCAUCGAGGCAUACUCAAUCCGAGUUUCGAAGCGUGCCUUCAAAGUUACGCAGUACGAAAGACGCCUUGUCCGAUACGCGACUGCAAGAGGAACUGUCAGACACAUCGUCUGCAAGUGGUCAGCGAUCCUUGGGUGAACAUGCUGUGUCAGAAUCUGGAAAAGUGUGUUCCUGUAAACAUCCCGUGCUCCUUAGCCUCACAACUGAUCCAAAGUGGGAACCUACGCCUAGUAUAAAGACGCCGCUACAGUCGUCGAGGAAUGUUGCGGACACGUCGAAAUCUGACGCCAAGUAUCCGGGAUACAUUUCACGAAAGUCUUGGAGCGCAGAAGCGCUACCCGCAGACACCUUCCUGCCGGGCAAGGAAGAUUCCAAUGAACUCGUCAUCACAAGGGACGCAAAACCGCAUUCGACAUUAACCUUGUUUAAGCGAUCGUCUGGUGAAAACAAUGGAUGCUCAGUCGCGCGGCUCACUAUAGAUGAUAUGCGCAACGAGAGAAAAACGAUUGCAGCCGAACACGCUGACAUAAUGGUACACGAUAGCCUCAACUUACUUCGAACGAAGUCCAGAGCAAGCGGCACUAGGGUCCUCAAGGUACCGGUGAAGGACGCUGGGACGGCUACGACGGACGUGCGCACAGUACCAUCACAGUCACGUCUGUUACCACCAGACAUGCUCGAAAGCAAGCGAGACAAAUUUACACAGUCCUCAAUUCCACAGCUCAGUGUAAUGGCAGUAGCCAGUGAUACUCCAGACGGAGAAAAGGUUAGGUGUAAUGCGAAAGAAUACAAAGCCGAGUUCCCAGCUCCCACAGAAUCUUCAGCGGUCCAGACCAAAGCAGACGACGAACCGCCUAGGAACUUUACUAGGAACGUUGCAGUCCAAUCUUCCGCACCAGCGGCAAGCAAAGCGUCACUUCAUUCCGAAACGACAGACACGUUUAGAACUGCGCAGGAGAACAUCGAAACAGAGAAGUUGUUACAAUCGACUGGGACAAGCCGUCCAGCGGGCAAAAUGACAUGGACCGCUCCAGGUAGACGGCACAAUGACUUCACUCUAGAUAACCCCGUCGAAGGUGUGACUGAAACACAUCUGUCGGAUUCGAGGGGUUUCCAACCUUCGCUCACAACUGAGACAUGUCGCAGAGCGAACGAACUGUCGAGCGUCCUCGAAACGUCCGUUGGAGCGUUCAGCAUUGAAGAGGAGAAACGCCCCAGAAAGUUCGCGCCAAGCAACGAUGGUCACCUCAUACUAAGAUUGACAUCGUCGACACCACCGGUGCGUGAGGACGAUGUCCCUACUGUCUUGUCAUUUUCUGUUGACGACCUGAGAGAAUCGCCUCAUAUGAAAAGCGACGAGGACGAUAUGGAGGAUGGAAUUCUGCUUUCGAAGUUGCUGGAAUACGUUGAAGAGAAAGCUGACAGUUCCUUGGAACGGAGCGAACCCGGAGAGCUGAUCAACUUGGGCAGGCAAGGGCAACUGCCAAACCUCGACUCUUCGAGGGAUCAGCACCUCCCGCAGCAGUCUUCCGUAGCGGAUUGCCACGUACCUGAAGUUUGCCAAAUCGUGGAUCUUUCUGUCCUACGUUCGCUGUCGCAACCAGUUCUCUCCACGGCCCUCGUGCCGCUACUGGCUUCCACGGAAAUUGUUCCAAUGUAUUCCCAAGAACGCUUGCACGAUGGCAUUCCUGUGACGCUAAGACAAAAUAGAGCCGUGGUCGAACUGGAUAUGACUCCCGUGGUCGCCCCGCAAGGAGGAGUGCAGCCAUCAAAGAGAAAUCUUGCGCUUGACGGCAGUGGAAAGCUUCGUAGAGGUAUCGGGACUCGGCACAAAGAACAGCAGCUUGUACUGAGAACCGCCAGUCACACUGUGCUUGAAAGGACACGAAAUGGCCUGGACACUGCGGCUCCAGUUAUUGCAUUUUCAUUCGCAGUCUUGGCUCUGGUGGCAGCUGCAGCUAUCCUUCUGCAGAGAGGACAGCAAGUGUCGGACAUGUGAUGCGUCUGGUCAUGGCGCCGAAAUAAAAUUAUCGUGGCGAACCCCGCCUAACUAUAAUAUCA
This is a messenger RNA of Ornithodoros turicata, 2932 nucleotides long. RefSeq lists its product as uncharacterized. The record is from RefSeq and is a predicted model, not a curated record. The transcript has 4 exons. Bases 198 to 2870 code for a protein of 890 amino acids. Lineage: Eukaryota; Metazoa; Arthropoda; Arachnida; Ixodida; Argasidae.